AUGGCCACCACAACGCUGCUUCAUGAGCUUCUUUUUUUCCAUCCACCUCAUAAAUACCCUAGAAUUCAACACUAUCAUCUAAAGUUCACCGAGAAACCCUUCAAUCGAGCUCCGCCCAGCAAGAAAUUCCCCCUUUGCCGCAGUAAAAUCGGCAAUUCAUCGCAUAAUCCGUGCCCGGCAGCAGAAGGUACAGCCGAAAGCCAUGGCAAAAUCACAAGACUGAUUCAAGGAUUCGACCCCGAAAUUCCAAUUGAAGAGGCGCGGACCCCACCGAGCUCUUGGUACACCGACCCUGAGUUUUACUCCGUUGAGCUGAAUCGAGUUUUUUAUAGAGGAUGGCAAGCCAUCGGGUAUAGCGAACAGAUUAAAGAACCACGUCAAUUCUUUACCGGAAGAUUGGGAUCUAUUGAGUACGUGGUUUGUCGGGAUGAGGAAGGCACAUUACAUGCUUUUCACAAUGUGUGUCGUCAUCAUGCAUCACUUGUUGCCUCCGGAACUGGGAAAAGAUCUUGUUUUGUCUGUCCUUACCAUGGUUGGACGUAUGGGUUGGAUGGAGCACUCAUGAAGGCAACAAGAAUAGAAGGGAUCAAGAACUUCAAAGUAAAUGAAAUGGGACUCAUCCCACUGAAAGUCGCAAUCUGGGGGCCAUUUGUACUGAUCAAUUUGGACGAAGUUAGAACGAAUGAAUAUAUUGAUACAAAGGCCGUGGGCAAUGAAUGGCUAGGUAGUGCUGCAGGUGUACUGAGCUCAGGCGGGGUUGAUACAUCAUUAGAUUAUGUUUGCAGACGCAUAUAUACCCUCGAUUGCAAUUGGAAGGUCUUCUGUGACAAUUAUUUAGAUGGUGGUUAUCAUGUCCCUUACGCACAUAAAGGGCUUGCAUCCGGUCUCCAACUUGAUUCAUACUCAAUAGAGAUGUACGAAAAUGUUAGCAUCCAAUGGUGUGCUGGCAAUAACAAGGAUCGGGAAGAAGAAUUCAACAGACUUGGACCGAAAGCUUUAUAUGCGUUUAUCUACCCGAAUUUCAUGAUUAAUAGGUACGGACCAUGGAUGGACACGAACCUUGUACUACCACUGGGACCUCAGAAAUGCCAAGUUAUAUUCGAUUACUUUCUAGAUGCUUCCAUUAGGGACGAUAGUGCUUUCAUUGAGAAGAGUUUAGAGGACAGCCAUAGAGUACAGGAAGAAGACAUUUUUUUAUGCAAAUCAGUACAACAAGGGCUUGAGUCUCCAGCAUAUGAUGUUGGGCGAUAUAGUCCAACGGUUGAGAUGGCUAUGCAUCAUUUUCAUUGCCUGCUGCACAAAAAUCUCACUUCUUUCCAGAGCACUUGA
This is a messenger RNA of Striga hermonthica, 1329 nucleotides long. NCBI's taxonomy places the organism in Eukaryota, Viridiplantae, Streptophyta, Magnoliopsida, Lamiales, Orobanchaceae. The record is from the annotation of a GenBank genome assembly.